Molecule: messenger RNA, 1330 nt
Organism: Tripterygium wilfordii
Lineage: Eukaryota; Viridiplantae; Streptophyta; Magnoliopsida; Celastrales; Celastraceae
Product: probable E3 ubiquitin-protein ligase RHB1A
Exons: 5
Coding region: 222-857 (211 amino acids)
Molecular function (GO): ubiquitin-protein transferase activity
Source: RefSeq, a predicted model, not a curated record
GGUUCUCCUCCCACUGUCACACGAAACACAACACUACUCCGUCUCUUUCACUGCAAAAUUCUCUUCUUCUUCUUUUUUAUCUUUCCCUAAAUUCCCUCUCCAGUAAUCCCAAAUCGAAUCCACAACGAUCGCGACGUCGCCAAACAGAUUCAAGAGUCCUGAAGGAUAUGAUGCAUCAACUGUCUUUAAUUUUUGAGGGCGUUGGAUUUAAGUAGAAGGGAAUGGGAGGCUGCUGCUGCUGUUGUUCUUCCAAGAGAGCUGAAUUGAACAGCCCAACUGGAUACUAUUAUUACCCUAGGGCAUUGGAGGAACGUGUUCCCUUGUCAUCUCCCCAUGUUGCACCUUCUGCAGUCUCUUCAGGGUUAUUGGUUGAUACAAAUCUGGACACAUCAAUUCCUGAUGCUUACAGACCACCACCGGUACCUAUGCCAUUUGAUGCGACUCCUGGGCCUCCUCAAGCUCGAACUACAGCUCAAGAAAUUUCAGGUGAUAAGAGAGAUGCAUCGGUGCAAACAACAAUUUCCGAUUGUCUUCAGGAGUCAGCUGAUGGUAAUGACCUAGAUACUUCUCAGAAGUGUGAGGAUCUGAAGCAAUCAAACAAAGGCGAGAUCAAUUAUGAUAUUGAAUCAUUGAAUGAGGAAGAAAUUGAGCUUUCAAAGUCAGCUAUACCUGUUUCUGCUGUGGAAGAGGAGGAUGCUUGUCCUAUCUGUCUGGAUGACUAUGAUGUCGAGAAUCCCAAACUCACCACGACAUGUGAGCAUCAUUUUCACCUUGCCUGCAUUCUUGAAUGGAUGGAAAGAAGUGAUUCCUGUCCCGUAUGUGAUAAGGAACUGAUAUUCGACCCUCCAAUCGAUUAGUAACAAACAUCCUGGAAGUUCAUUACAGUUCAACUUCUUAGCCAAGGUUACAGGUGCAUGAAGUUCUCAGUUUUUGAGUUUGCUGUUCAGUGUCUGCAGAUUUGGAUUCUCUCUCUUUUUCUUUGUCCCAUCUCCCUCUCCCGGUCUCCCUCCCCCUUUCACUCUAUAGGAGUUGAUGCCUUUUGAGGUACCUGUUGCCUCUAUGAUAAAUUCCCUUGAGCUGGGAAAAAUUACUUUGAACGUUACCUGGUAGUAAAAAUACAGGGGAAAAAGUUUGUGGAGGAAAAUGUCAAUGAAGCCAUACACAUCCCUCAGUCUCCAAUGUCUCUAUACAUUUAUACAUUCUCACUGGUACUUGUAUCACCAUAUUAAUUGUAAGUUGCAUCCUUAGAAGUUCAUAAAAAAAGUUGCAUCGCUAGAAAUCCAAUUAUCCAAGACGGUCACGUGGUUUGCCCACAGAGCCAGAUUACUUC